CCCUUUUUUUCGAAACCCAUCGGCAAGGCCGUGCUCGCAGUUUCUCUCCUUAUCUUAACAAUGUUCAUACUCAUCGCUCUCUUCUGGUGCUAUCGGUCCCGCUCCAAACGCAAGGACAAAAAUCACAAAACUCGCGGAAUACCCGCUUCAAUGUCCAAAUCUCGCGUUACGCCUGCUCCAUCUCAACCAUCAAUCCUAACCGAGAGUAAAGCACCAGAGCCAUUCCUCGAACCUGAAAUGAUGACACCGAUAUCACCAUCAUCCGGAAACCAAUUUGACAAUGCGAGUACCGCAUCAGCGGCUCAAUCCAGUAGGCAGCCAAAGAGGUCUUACACGAUUUAUGGAACUCAAGGGGCUUCGACUUCGAAUGUUGAGUUGAGUGGCACAUCGAAUACAUAUUAUCCGAUUGUCCAGCAGCAUCAUUUUAUGAGUUCUGAGCACGAACCAUGGGAAUGA
Messenger RNA from Paraglomus occultum, 456 nucleotides. The record is from the annotation of a GenBank genome assembly. Lineage: Eukaryota; Fungi; Glomeromycota; Glomeromycetes; Paraglomerales; Paraglomeraceae.